Amphiprion ocellaris (clown anemonefish) is the source of this 2359-nucleotide messenger RNA. It is a transcript of the gene slc35f4, whose product is annotated as solute carrier family 35 member F4. NCBI's taxonomy places the organism in Eukaryota, Metazoa, Chordata, Actinopteri, Pomacentridae. Bases 553 to 1800 code for a protein of 415 amino acids. Gene Ontology annotation, cellular component: membrane. The record is from RefSeq and is a predicted model, not a curated record. The transcript has 7 exons.
UUCCAAACAAAGCUGCUGAUUUGUGGAGCAAACGAAGAGGAGGGGAAACGAGACAGAGAGAAUAGAGGAGGGGGAGGAUAGAAAUGAGAUGAGGGUAGUGAUUGCACCAUGCCACACACACUUGAAGCUCAGUCUCCCUUGGAGACAGUGGCAGCGCUGGAUCACGGCAUGACAGUGCAACAGUAGAGUCUCCACUCCGCUGCACUUCCACUGAGCUGUGUGUCACUAUCCAGACAGACAGAGAUAGAGCACCAGUAACAGUGAGAGCGCUGGGCUGGAGAGGAACGCAGAGUCGGGACUGGAGUGCUGGAAGAAGACUGAAGAGUUGACAGAGAUCUGAGAGGAGGAGGAGGAAGAGGAGGAGGAGGGCGGUGAAGAGUGUGAAGAAGAAGCGGAGGAGUCAGGAGUCUGGGGAUGCUUGGUGCUAGCAGGACGAGCUGCUGAGCGUGGAGCAGCAGCAGCAGCAGCAGCAGCAGCCCGGGCACACUUCUACACUCUAAUACAGUCACACACCUUCCAGGGGAGGACAGUUUGUGGUGCCCCCAGUGGAGAAUGAAGAAGCACUCAGCCCGAGUGGCUCCUCUCAGCUCAUACAGCACUCAGGUCCUGACCUGCCCCAUCUCUGAAGGAGAGGAUGGUUCGGAGUCUCAGGCAGAGACGCCAGGCAGUGAGACCAGUGGAGAGAGCCGGUCCUACCAGACAUGUACCAACACAGCUCUGAAGGUGCUGGGCGGUUUGCUGGUGGUGCUGUGUGUUUCCUCCUCCUGGGUGGGCACCACUCAGGUGGUGAAGCUGACCUUCCAGUCAUUCUCCUGUCCCUUCUUCAUCUCCUGGUUCAGCAGCAACUGGAACAUCCUCUUCUUUCCCAUCUACUACUCGUUGCAUGUUGUUACCACACGGGAGAAACAGACCCCCAUACAGAAGUUUAGGGAGUGCAGCAAACUCUUUGGGGAGGAUGGAAUGACUCUCAAGCUUUUCGUGAAGAGGACAGCCCCUUUUUCAAUCCUGUGGACACUGACCAACUACCUGUACCUCUUAGCCUUGAAGAAACUGACCGCCACUGAUGUCUCUGCUCUCUAUUGCUGCCACAAGGCCUUUGUCUUUCUCCUGUCAUGGAUUGUCCUCAAGGACCGGUUCAUGGGUGUUCGGAUUGUGGCAGCUAUAAUGGCCAUCACAGGUAUUGUCAUGAUGGCUUAUGCUGAUGGUUUCCACGGUGAUUCCUUUGUGGGCGUGGCACUGGCUGUGGGCUCAGCCUCAACGUCAGCUCUCUAUAAGGUGCUGUUUAAGAUGUUCUUAGGCAGCGCCAGCCUUGGAGAAGUGGCACAUUUUCUUUCCACCAUGGGCUUCUUCAACCUCAUCUUUAUCUCCUGUGUGUCCCUCAUCCUCUACUUCACUGCGGUGGAGCAGUGGGACUCUCUGUCCUCGCUGCCCUGGGGAUACCUGUGUGGACUGGCAGGACUGUGGCUGGUGUUCAACAUCUUGGUCCAUGUUGGUGUGGUGCUGACGUACCCCAUUCUCAUCUCCAUAGGGACACUGCUCAGUGUGCCGGGCAAUGCAGCUGUCGAUGUCUUGAAACAUGAGGUGAUCUUCAGCGUGGUGCGCCUGGCGGCCACCUGCAUCAUCUGUCUGGGCUUCCUGCUGCUGCUGCUGCCUGAGGAGUGGGACUCGGUCACGCUGCGUUUCCUGGCCACCAUCGCGGACAAGAAGUCGGAGGAACACGGCGAGGAGCUCACAGAGUCCAGCGUCCACACUCGGAGCCGUAGUCGAGCAAACGGCACCGUCUCCAUCCCCCUGGCAUGACACGGCUGAGCUCUGAUAUCAACCUCUGCUAGCCAAGUCUGUCUGCUCACGUUCCUCCAGAGAGCAACCUGGAAGUGUAGCAGGAUGUUCAGUCAACGUGGAGUCAGCUACCAGGAGGACAAGAAGUAUCAUCUUGAACUUCAAACUUCACUCUGGAGAUGUACCUCUGACUCUGCCACUUCACACCAGGAAGAGGGAAAUGAGGACAUUUAUGGAUGACGCAAACUUAAAAGGGUUGAAAGUGUUAUUUACUUUCUUGAAAUACUUGCCACGCUCCGUCCCUCGCACGCACCCAAACCAAGAGCUGACUGGCUUCCCCUGACAUGCUCUGCGGACUGUAUUCUGUGAAUAUAAAUAUUGGCAGGGCCAGUUUGGCUCAAUCUUAUACAUAUUUAUGAUAUUUAUUUAGAUCUGUAUCAAUAAGAGUAUUAAUUUUAAGUCUUACUGAAUAGUAUUAUAUACAAGAAUGGCAAUUAUACUAUGCGUAAUGUACAGCCUCUUUUGGUUUUAUAAUAAAAGACUGAAAACCCUCAUAAAAACAGAGUUUUCCUGGUCUAAC